ACUGGUCAUCAUAUAGUAUUGUUGUUGAAGUAUAUAAUGAUCUCCUGGUCCUGUUGAGCUCUGUAUUCUAAUCCCUAUUUUGUAAUGAGAAAAUUUAAAGAGUAAUUCCACAACUUCUCAACCAUCCCACAGCUAGUUUAUGGUAAAAUUGGGAUAAGAACCCACUUUUCUGACUCUUAGUACAAAUGCUUUCUUUGGCAAACAGUCCAGAUCCCUGAAUCUGCCAUCUCUUUUGUCGUCUUCAGCUUCAUCAUUCCCGGAUUAAAUUUUUUUUCCCUACAACCUUUCUCUUAACUCUUUUGUCACUUUUAUCAGAAGGUUCUUUCAGCCAGGUCACAGGUGACUGGCUCUUGGGAGGAGGUAAUAGGAUAUAAUAGAGAAGGCUGAGGCUUUGAGCCAGAGAACUUGUAUAGAAAUUCCAUCUCUGCUACUCACUACCUGUGUUAUCUUAGGGCAGGUCAAUGACCUUCUGGGCCUCCUCAAUAUCACAAACUCUCAGAAAAGUCAGGGCCUUCAGAAGCCAUCUCAGUCAACUGAUAGCAGAAUAAAAAUCUUUUUCUUUCUCCAUUAAAUGAAGGUCUUCCCUUCCAGUUCCAAAUGCUAUGAAGGUAUGAAUCAUCCUCCACAGAGGAGCUCUCCAAAAAAGGAAACAGGACCCUGAGGUACAAGGUAUCAAGGAGGGAAUUGAAAGAUGGAAUGGUAAGGUGACAUAUCAGUGUAUCACCAGAAGAAAGAGUGAAGAAGGCUAAAAGAAAAGAGAAUUAACUCUCUACAUAUAUAACUCUUUAAAGUUUGUGUUAUCUCUUUUGACAUUCACAAAACUAUUAUUACAGGUACCAUCAUCAUCAUUUUAUAGACAAAUUGAUAAAGCUCUGAGAUUGACUUGUCUGUUUUCAUGCAAACAUUACUUAUUAGAGGCAGGAUUUGAACUCAGAUCUUGUUGUCCCUCUAAAAAUUUGGUUGAGAAUGGUAUAACAGAGACAAGCUUCCCCGGGGCUUUUAUGGACUAGAACUGCCAUUGAGUCUCUGAGACAAUCCACUGGAGUUGCUACUUUUUACAGCAUCCUCCUUACACCUCAGUUUCAGCUUCUUGGACUCCUUUCUCCCGGGUUGACAUUUCCGAUGGUUUCUGCAACAAAACAAGUUUACUUGAGGCCACCUGGGGAAAACAGAAGAGGAGGAGUUUACCUCUCUUCGGGGAGCAUGACACAGUGCAAGGGCAGAGCUGCUUCUGGGGACCCCAUGUUGGGUUGGGCCACAGAGAUGGGCCCCCAUCCUCCCCCACGACAUCCUUUUCUCCAUCAGAGAAGUGCCCCACCCCCUCAUGGGCUUCUUCACAGGCCCCUUUGUCCCGGUCCCCUCCUUCCCCUAUCUCUACAACAGACUCUUUGUCUCCCUGGGGUGGGAGGGGGUUGGGAAACCAGAGACCCUGAAUGAGUAGCUUCCCACAAUUCAGUUCCACAGUUCCAGCUAGAAGAGAGGAGGGGACGGCACACCUGAGCUGCAGGUUGUUGGGGGGGGAGGGGGAAGGACAGGCUUUCUGGGCCGUUACCCUGGUAAUUGCCACCUGAGCCUGGCGCCACACACUUGUUGCCUAGGGAACAGGGCAGGCAGGGCCCCUCCCCUGGGAGAUGCAAGAGCCCUUGGGCUGAGACUGAGACAGAUCAGAUUCCCUAGAUCCUGGGGGUGGAGGGAAACAGAAACUAGGAGGGGGAGGAAAGGGUAUAGGGACUGAAGAGAGAUACUGGGACAGGAGAGCUGAGCUGCUGUGAAAUGGAGGGACUAUUACAGAAGGUAGGAUGGGGUCAGCAGAAUCAAGAGAGAUAGGGAGGGAACAAGGCAUCAAGGAACUGAAAUUUAGGGAAAUUUAGGAGUCAAUUUAGAUUUACGAUUCAAGCUGUUUGGCUUAUUGCAAUAUAUCGUCACCCCUCCUCCCCCCCCCCCCCUUCUCAAGGGAACCCAAAGUAAUAGCACCAUCCCUGACUUUUUAUUCUAUAUAUCUUUUUCUCCAUAGCUUUGUCAUUUGGACGUUCUCUUAUUACUUUCCCUUUUCCUUCCUAUACAGCCAUUGCAAACUCACCAUGUAGCGCCCCCCCACCCCUCCACAAAUGGCCCUAGAACCCACAUUAGAGUCCUCUGGGCACCUUCCCAGCUCCACCCCCCCACCUCCUCGUUGCUGUGGUUCCCCCAAUCACCAGCUCCUAGACUCCCACUUCACUCCUCCCCUAGCUCCAGUCCUAUAACCACUCCUGCCCUUGCCCUUCCAGUUUCAGACACUUGUGAAAUCUUGGGGAGUAAGUCACCUAGACAAGGAGCAUCAGGGCUUGAGAGCUGACCCAAAGGAAAAACUAUCAGAUCUCCAAGACCACUCCCAGCACACUAGAAAGCGAAUGUAAAAAAUCUCCCCAGACUCGUCCAGAGCAGAAGCAUAGACUAAGCAGGGGAGCAUCCGACAGCUUCCUGGAAAGCAAACAGGAACAGCAGCAACUACAAAGACCUUAUUAUAUAGGACCUUUUUAGGGGAAAAUAACCAGGAUCCUUCAGGUAGGGGAAAAGGUGAUUGAUCAGAUAUAGGGGUCAACAAUCAACUGUGAAGAAUCCAGUUCAAAUGGAGAUGUUUCUUGAACUUUAAAAGAAAAAGAACAGCAAAACUGGAGAAGAGAUCCGAUCAAGAUCUGUCAUUGAGGAAGGAAGUAGCCCAGUCUCGGACAAGGGGAUCAUUGAUUUCAACCAAGGGUCAUAAAGAUUGAGAAGACCUAAGGGAAGAUGGCUUCAGCUGGGCUGGAACUCCUGGGCCUGACUCUAGUGGUGUUGGGCUGGCUGGGGACCCUAGUGUCCUGCGCCCUGCCCCUGUGGAAGGUCACAGCCUUCAUUGGCAACAGCAUCGUGGUGGCCCAGGUGGUGUGGGAAGGCCUGUGGAUGUCGUGUGUGGUCCAGAGCACCGGCCAGAUGCAGUGCAAGGUGUAUGACUCCCUGCUGGCUCUGCCCCAGGACCUACAGGCAGCUCGGGCCCUCUCUGUCAUUGCUCUGAUGCUUGCUUUGCUGGGUCUGUUGGUGGCUAUCACUGGAGCCCAGUGUACCACAUGUGUGGACGACGAAACAGCCAAAGCAAGGAUUGUGCUGACCUCAGGGAUCAUCUUCCUCAUCUCUGGGAUCUUGGUACUGAUCCCCGUGUGCUGGACAGCCCAUGCCAUCAUCCAGGACUUCUACAAUCCCCUGGUGGCUGAAGCUCUGAAGCGGGAGUUGGGGGCUUCGCUUUACCUGGGCUGGGCAGCUGCUGCCCUGCUGAUGUUAGGGGGAGGACUGUUGUGCUGCACUUGUCCCCCACCUCAGCCUGACCGGCCUAGGGGACCCCAGCUGGGAUAUUCUGCUGCCUCCCGAUCAGGGGCCUCUGGUCUGGAUAAACGGGAUUAUGUGUGAGACAGAAGAAUCAGCAUCCCCAACUUCAGUCCGAACAAAGGCUCUGAAAGUCAUUCAAGAACAUCUUUCUGAAUAUAUUAGCCAGAAAUAACCCUGGCUCCAGUGUUGGACUUGGUUUACCCUAAUAUUAGCUCAAAAUCCUAAGUCAAUGGAACAUUUCAAUUUUAAGAACUCCCUAUGUGUAUCAUUAACUCUGAAGGAAAUGUUAUGUCUUUUAUAUAUAUAUAAAACCCUAUUUGUAACUACAUCCUAAACUGGAAUAGAAACACCUGUUUCAUUGUAUCAUCAUUGUCUUUCUUCCAAUAUUGGUUUCUUACCUACAUAACAAAACCAACCUUAUCUCAAAAAGUUUAAGUUGAGAUCUAAUUAGAAAUGCACCCUGACAAGAAUCCCUUUGUUUCACCACUACCCUUCACCUCCCUCCCAGAAUUCAACAGGAAAUUAAAUCUCAGCCAUCAAAAAUGUACCUAAACCCCUCCUCCCCCAAUUCUAAAGUCCCAAACCCAUUCACUGGGUUUAGUCCUACUUGGUUUCAAUAACCUGUCCCAAUCUUCUUUUUCUGAUCCUUUAGACCUUUACAAAGCUUUAAUUUUCCGAGGAAAGUUAAGUGCUUCUCUUACAACAUCUCAUAUACCUCAUGCGUUAGAGCAAGUAUUAUUUUCUUUUAGAGAAAGCAAAUCCAGAGAGGUUAAGUGGACUUACCUGAUCCUCCUUUAGGCUCUGGGGAAGAGCUGCGUUUUCCAAGUUGCUGCUUUCUCUAGGUCAAUACUCCUAACUUCACUCUUCUUUAUCAGGUUCUAACAAUGGAACCACCACUUUUAGCCACAGUCCCCAUGAAAAGUUGAGUACCUACCCUUUCCUUAGAACAAAACCUUGGAUCCCUCAAGUACAUUUAAGGACUAGUUCUCGCUUCUGCGCAGGUUGAGCUCCCAGGUCCACCACCAGCAUUUAGGUGAAGGAGAAGUCCUUGCCCAAAUACUUUUUUCUCCUCUGUGGCUAAGAGCCCAGCUAUCCAGUCACCUAAUUAUCUGGACCCAGCAGCAUCAGCUUCCAACUCUACCUAUAAACAGGAAUAAAGGAAGUGUUUUGUAAUUGGCCUCCAUCUGAUUUAUAAGUGGGGUUUUGAUGAGAGGGUAUGGGACGUAACAUACUGUUGCACAGGUGGCCCUGAUACCCUACUCCCAGAAUAUUACCCAAGGAUUACAUAAUCUCUGCUUCAUUUCUAAUGCCAGGACACUGCCCUUUGGACCUGCAUG
Sarcophilus harrisii (Tasmanian devil) is the source of this 4676-nucleotide messenger RNA. It is a transcript of the gene CLDN9, whose product is annotated as claudin 9. Lineage: Eukaryota; Metazoa; Chordata; Mammalia; Dasyuromorphia; Dasyuridae. The transcript is spliced from 2 exons. Gene Ontology annotation, biological process: cell adhesion; bicellular tight junction assembly. Gene Ontology annotation, molecular function: structural molecule activity. The record is from RefSeq and is a predicted model, not a curated record. Bases 2767 to 3420 code for a protein of 217 amino acids. Gene Ontology annotation, cellular component: plasma membrane; bicellular tight junction.